AACGAGUCAACUUACGAAAGCCUCCGAGAGGCAAUUUGCCAAACACGCAGCAGCGCCAGCAGCGCCAGCACACACAGAGCAAACAAGUGCAAAAUACACCGCUAUACGCACUACUUUGCGAGCUUCAAGCGGCAUAGCUGCGGCCGAAGAGGUGUAAGUGCAUGGGUAGUGCGUGCUCGUCGCAGGACGCCAGCCAGGAACCAGGUGGAUGGGCGACAACUUCUGGCUACAUGAUGGGGCAAACCCAAUCAGGAAGUGCAUCUGCGCGACGCCAAGGCCAGUUCAAGAAAUGCCAGUUGCCGGGGUGCUCCAAUCCUGUCCAUGUCGACCGCAAGAGCAACAAGGUGUUUGAUCACUGCUGCAGGGGCCAUGCCAUCCAGCAUCAAAACCCACCACAGCCUGCAAGCCAGUCUGCUGCGGACAUUUCAGAUUUCCAGCAACCGUGUUUGCUCCCGGGGUGUGGACUAACGGGAUCUGUAGACAAGACCACGGGAGUGAGCUACGACUAUUGCAGCAAGGCCCACGCUAUCGAGGCAGCCAUGCGAAUGUCCGGUGUAGCACCGAAGAUGGGCUCCACCACGACAACGAUAGACCAUUCGGGCUUGCGGGCACCCUCCAGCGGCGGCGACACUUUCUUACCACCGUGUAAACACAGCGGAUGCACGCGCCCGUGCGCUGCAGAUGCCAAGACUGGACGUAUCCACGGCGUUUGCCAAACCCAUUAUUCUGGUGCUGCAAAUUCCACUACUUAUAUCGUUGCGGGCCGCACCUCAGCUGCCUCGUCGACGCAAGCGCCUGCGCGUGCGGCAAUGGGAGGGACGGUGGGCAUCAUCAAGAUCUCCUCUAUCGCGCAGGCGGCACCGCCCCCGCCAUCAGCAUCUUCAGCAUCCGGCCGGUUGACGCGCCCGUCGGCGGUGUCUUCGGGUCAGUGUCAGCUGGACGGGUGCGCGAAGCUGAGCGCGAUCAACACCAGCACCGGAGAGCGUUACGAUUUCUGCUCCAGGCAACAUGCACAGCAGGCGAAGAACUCAGGCAAGGCAGGACCCUUCAACGGCGGUGGAGCGUUCUUGGCGGUGCCCGGACCAGCAGUUUGCAUGCUGUUGGGGUGCGCCAAGCCUCAAGCGCCCGGCUACGACCACUGCUGCAAGGAUCAUGCGUUGGCGGCACGGAAAUAUAUCCCGAUGUGCACGCUGCGCGGGUGUGCCAAGGACGCGUGGUUCGACCCGAAACGCAACCAGUACUCAUCGUACUGCGGCCGCGCGCACCGCAAUGAGGGAGAGCGAGUCUUGCAGGAGAUGACAGGUGGUUCUGGCGGCUCGGGUUUCAGGCUGCAAGAGCUAGAUCGGUCUCACCAGAAGUAUGAAUCAGUGAAGACACAGUUCACCUCUAAGUGGCAAAAGGGUAAUGUCCCUACGGUGGAAAACAUUUUCUUGAUUAAGAUGCCAAUGGGUGUUGUCGACAAGUAUUUGGCAUACAAGAAUCGAGUUGGAAACGAGCGCCGGAGAUUUCACGGGACAUCCCGCGCUUCAGACUGUGACUUCUUCACCGGCAGCAAGAAACAACCUUGUAGCUCGCGGACUUGCGUGGCCUGCAACAUCUGCAUGGUCGGCUUUAAGCUUGUCGGAACAACGAAGAAAUCCUACGCACGGUACGGUCGAGGCCUCUACUUCUCCUCCGUUUCGGGGAAGUCCAACGACUACGCCGAUGGGUCCGAGCAGAGGCGUAACGGUGCGCGUUACCGGACGAUGUUUCUGUGCAAUGUUGCUGUCGGGAAAGCGAAGGUGACCGAGGCGGUGGAUCUCCCGGACGAUCAGUGCCCCGGGAAAGGAUUCGACUCGGUGGUGGGCAACAAAGGGGCAAACCUCAACCACGACGAAACCGUGGUGUACGAUGAGGCAGCGGCUAUCCCGUCUUACAUGAUCGUCUACAGGAUGUGAAACACGCAAUAAUAACAUUGCGAGCCGACAUCAUCAUCGCAAGGGGUGCCCACGUCGUACAUGCUCGUCUAUAGGAUGCACAAUACGCAAUAUUAUAGUGUUGUUGAGCCCGUGUCAUCACCGGAAGGGGCGACCACCGUAUAGUCUACGGGGAUAGAAUCUCAACCCCGACAAGUUGCUCGUAUGAUAGGAACGAACCACAUCUACAGUAUUUGGCAGCCUUCUGAAGAAUUUCGAGUCGCUCGCGUGUAGAUGGAACCACGAGCGUUACGCAGUCUACAGAAAUUGCCCCUCCUAAGAUGGAAUGCCCCCUUCGCUGUUCACGGGGGUAGAUCGGCAUCGCCACCCGGGUUCGGUCACGAGAUAUCCCAUGUAGAGCCCGAGGCGAAGGGGAAACAACGUGUUGGGAAGACUAUUAUGGUAGACUAGGCUGGAGAGGGGCUGGAUUUUAUUUUUGAAAACUUUCGACGUUUUUUUGUUGAUUUUCUGUUCGUCGUGUACUGUAGAUUUUCAGAGCACUUUGCUGCGCGGUGGGUUGAUGCUAUUAUAGGGGUACGCCCCGGGCGCGAGUGUUUCAGGGUGGUGGCGAUGUACAGCGGGAGCGAAGAGUUUCGCCAAGCCCGCAACGGAAAAGUUGAACUUUUAGUUCCUUUCGCAUCGCGACGACCAUAAAA
Ectocarpus siliculosus is the source of this 2611-nucleotide messenger RNA. The record is from the annotation of a GenBank genome assembly. Lineage: Eukaryota; Phaeophyceae; Ectocarpales; Ectocarpaceae.